Molecule: messenger RNA, 1110 nt
Organism: Sesamum indicum (sesame)
Lineage: Eukaryota; Viridiplantae; Streptophyta; Magnoliopsida; Lamiales; Pedaliaceae
Product: oxaloacetate tautomerase FAHD1, mitochondrial
Cellular component (GO): mitochondrion
Molecular function (GO): acetylpyruvate hydrolase activity
Source: RefSeq, a predicted model, not a curated record
ACAGAUGUACUACUAAUGAAGCGCAAGGCACAACACGGUUGGAACGUACAAGUAGUUCUGCGGGCAGUACAACUGAACGAUAAAAUUGAAUUGUCUCUCUUUCUCUGAACCUAUACGUACAAGCCGCCGAUCGCAUAUGUGUGCUUCGAUCAUCAGACCAUCGCCGCCCUGUCGUAGCGCACUUUUCGCCAGCAAUAGAGCCACUAAAACAACCUUUAAAGCCCCGAGGAUGGCGGCGUCAGCAUCGGCUUACCAGAAGCUUCUGACCGUCGGCACCAAAAUCAUCGGCGUCGGCCGUAACUAUGCCGCACAUGCGAAGGAACUCGGGAAUGCCGUGCCUAAGGAGCCGGUGCUGUUUCUAAAGCCGACGUCGUCGUAUCUGGAGAACGGCGCUAAAAUCGAGGUGCCGGAGCCGCUAGAGGCGCUGGAUCACGAAGUUGAGUUGGCUGUGGUCAUCGGUCAACGCGCUCGAGACGUGCCUGAAGCUACGGCCAUGGACUAUGUUGGAGGUUAUGCUCUUGCUUUGGAUAUGACGGCAAGGGAGAUCCAAUCUACUGCUAAGUCUGCAGGUCUUCCAUGGUCCGUGGCUAAGGGCCAAGAUACCUUCACUCCAAUCAGUUCUCUUUUACCCAAGUCCAUGUUGCCAGACCCUCACAACGUAGAACUGUGGUUAAAGGUUGAUGGAGAAAUACGGCAGAAAGGAUCAACUAGUGAUAUGAUAUUUAAGAUCCCAUUCUUGAUUAGCCACAUCAGUUCUAUCUUUACACUACUUGAGGGUGAUGUCAUCCUGACAGGGACUCCUCAAGGUGUUGGUCCUGUUAAGGUUGGUCAAAAGAUUGAAGCUGGAAUAACAGGCCUGUUGGAUGUGCACUUUGAUGUUGGAAGACGCCAUAGGCAUUCAUGAGCUAAACGCACCCAUCGUAACAGCAUUCAGGGUUUAUAUUUUUGUAGAAGCAGGCUGCUGAAGGUCAUUGGAAUUUGGAAAUUAUAGAUCGUUUGAACGUGUUAAAAACAUUUGUUUAUUAGCACAUCUAGAAGCCAAAAUUAGCUUCAAUAAGUUAUAACUCUAUAUAACAUACAUUGAAUUCUCAGAAUAAUUUGAGAGCUUCA